Molecule: messenger RNA, 1086 nt
Organism: Solanum stenotomum
Lineage: Eukaryota; Viridiplantae; Streptophyta; Magnoliopsida; Solanales; Solanaceae
Exons: 4
Coding region: 1-1086 (361 amino acids)
Source: RefSeq, a predicted model, not a curated record
AUGGAAUCCCCAAAAACCGAGGCUGGAGUAUUAGACUUGUUCUGCUUCGAUAGAGGCACUGUAACCGUAAGUGGAAUAACAAUCAUUCGGCCGAUUGCUCUUAUCCUUCCUUCGCUGACACAGAAGAGAGAGAGCACUCCCCAAGCCAUUCUAAGAGAUUUCCAACCAUAUCUGGAACUAUACCUGACUCAUCCUGAGCUGAGUUAUGGUCGUUUGAAUUGCAAGAUGUUUCAGUUUCCAAGAGAAUUGUGUCCUGAAUACGAAGGGAUUGAAGAUGCACAUUACGCGUAUAGAGUGAGGGAUCGAUUGAGAAAGCAAGUUCUCGUUCCUUUACGUGCUGCAUUAGAGUUGCCAAAGGUUUAUACAGAGAGAAAAGAUUAUGGUUCGAUACCUUACAAUAGAGUAGCAUCAGUUGCUAUGAAGACAUACAAAGAAAAAUUCAUGAAAUAUGAUGAGGACAGAUUUACAGAGUAUCUUGAGAAAGUGAAACAGGGGAAGGCUAAGAUUGCUACUGGUGCAUUGCUGCCUCAUCAGAUAAUCGGAGCACUAAACGACACAGAUGAUGGAGGUACUCCAAUGGAGGUGUCCGUGGCAUUAGGAGUCCUCGUUUCGGAGUUGAGUGUAGAGCCAUGGAAAGGAAAGCUUAUAACGUUCAGUAACAACCCGACCCUUCAAAUAGUCGAAGGGGAGAGUUUGAUUUCUAAAGUCGAGUUUGUGAGAAAAAUGGAAUGGGGAAUGAAUACUGAUUUUCAAAAGGUGUUUGAUCUAAUACUAAAAGUGGUUGUUGAAGGGAGUUUAAAAGAGGAUGAAAUGAUCAAAAAAGUGUUUGUAUUCAGUGACAUGGAAUUUGAUCAAGCCUCGACGAAUCCAUGGGAAACGGAUUAUGAGACGAUUGUUAGGAAAUUUAAGAUGAAUGAAAUUCGAGAGCUACCAGUGAAAGCAAACCAGAAAGGAGUUGCACUUGUGAGUGGUUUUUCGAAGAAUUUGCUUACGUUGUUUAUGGAAGAAAGGGAUUUUAAUCCUGAAGAUAUAAUGGAAGCAACAAUUUCUGGUGAAGAAUAUCAAAAGCUAGUUGUGGUUGAUUGA